GAAGCGGAAGUGGUUCGGACGGAGUUUGACAGCAGCUCCGUCUCUGCUCCGACGGUGUGGAUUCUUUUAAACCGAAAGGUGACCCCAGAUUUCCAGGAUGGCUCAGGAAAACAUCUUCCUCUUCGUCCCCAACCUGAUCGGCUACGCCCGCGUGGUCCUGGCCCUGCUGUCCUUCUACCUGAUGCCCUGCUGUCCGUGGCCGGCCGUCUUCUGCUACCUGCUCAGCGCCCUGCUGGACGCCUUCGACGGCCACGCCGCCCGGGCGCUCAACCAGUCCACCAAGUUCGGAGCCAUGAUGGACAUGCUGACGGACCGCUGCGCCACCAUGUGUCUGCUGGUGAACCUGUCGCUGCUCUACCCCUCCUACACCUUCCUGUUCCAGCUCAGCAUGUGUCUGGACAUCGCCAGCCACUGGCUGCACCUGCACAGCUCCACCAUCAAGGGCUCCAGCAGUCACAAGAGCAUCGACCUGUCGGGGAACCCCGUCCUCCGGAUCUACUACACGUCCAAGCCGGUGCUGUUCCUGAUGUGUGCCGGGAACGAGCUUUUCUUCUGCCUGCUGUACCUGCUGCACCACAUCCCCGAGCCCGCCGGCUGGCUGUACUGGCUGCAGGGACUCUGCGGGAUCAUCUGUCUGCUGAAGUCCAGCAUCAGCGCCGUGCACUUGGUCACCGCCUCCCAGAACAUGGCGGCCAUGGACGCCGCCGAGCGGGACGCCUCGGCCAAGAAGGAGUGAGAGCCGGGACGGCGGUGGCCCGGUGGCGGCCCGGCUGAGGCUCGGUGGAGGCCGGGACGGCGCCGGCCACGACGGCAGCAGCGUUUGUGUGUGUGUGUUCUCUGGAGGGCAGUGGACGACCGUCGACCAAGACUAAAAUACGGUUUCUGACCAAAUAUGGAAACUUAGGAAAAUUCCAACAGCGACGUGUUAGUUUAAAAGGACCGGGUCGGACCUGGUCUGGUCUCCGAGCUGGUUCGGACCCGGUUUCAGGACCAGGACCAGGACCAGGACCAGAACCGGGGCCGGGGCUGCUGCUGUGACGGACAUCGUCUCUUCUUGUGGUUCCGUUGACGCUCCGACGCAGCAGCAGCCUCGUCUCCACCUUCUCUCCUGCAGAGGAAACGUACGGUGGCCGAGACCCGCCAUUGCUGCAAAUAAAAGUAACGCUGCAAAUAAAAAUAAACGCUGCAAAUAAAAGAAACGCCGCUGCAAAUAAAACGACGCAAAUAAAAAAGCCACAACGGAAGUGAAUUACCGGGGACUAUUUUUGCUGAUGCACCGGUGUUUUUUUACGUGAGAGAAGUCCCUGAACACCACACACAGCUUCAACUUCACAUUCAUACAAAUAACUAUUGUUACCCACGCUUUAGAUUAUUUUGGCAUUAUUAUUAAUGAUAAAAACAACAAAAACAACAACACCUCUCAUAAAAACACCGGUGCAUCGGCAAAAACAGUCCCCGGUAAUUCACUUCCGUUGUGGCUUUUUUAUUUGCAUUGCAUUUAUUUUUUAUUUUAUUCGCAGCGGGGUUUCUUUAUAUUUUCAGCGUUUCUUUUAUUUGCAGCGGUGUUUGUUUCUGUUUGCAGCGUUACUUUUAUUCAGCAAUGGCGGGUCUCAGCCACCGUAGAAACAGGACACGUCACCAAAACGGCGUUAAAAACGUCCAAAAAUAAAAGAUUCCUUAAAGCCUCUCAGAGUCGCAGUGCCACUCCUGACCACACGGGGCGCUGCUGUCGUUGGCGGAGCGGAUCGCCCCCGUGUGGUCAGACCUGGUACUUCUACAGGGAUUUCAGUAUAAAACCAGUCGCACAAAACAAACUUCCUCUUUACUUAAACUAUAGGAAUUCCUUCAUGAGUCAAACUGUCGCACGAAACACCUGAUCGAGCAGUUUUAAUGACAUUGUGACCGGAUUUACAUCAGGUACGUUUUCUUUGUUAUUUUUUUCCUAAAACUAAAUUACAAUCAAAACGGAACUUUGCUAGAACGGGGACAAUAAACCAGAAUACUGUAUUUAGAAGUAAAAUGUGCAGUCACUCCUUAGAAGUGUAGCGGCGACACUGCAGCAGCGUUGCCACGGCAACGGCAGCGUUGCCACGGGAACGGCAGCGGCGUUGCCACACGGCAGCGGCGCAGCAGCGUUGCAAAGGCGGCGGCGUUGCCACGGCAGGGUUGCCACGGCAGGGUUGCCACGGCAGGGUUGCCACAGCAACGGCAGCGGCAACGGCAGCGGCAACGGCGCGGCAGCGGCAACGGCGCAGCAGCGUUGCAACGGCAGCGGCGUUGCCACAGCAACGGCAGCGGCGCAGCAGCGUUGCAAAGGCGGCGGCGUUGCCACGGCAGGGUUGCCACGGCAGGGUUGCCACAGCAACGGCAGCGGCAACGGCGCAGCAGCGUUGCCACGGCAGCGUUGCCACGGCAGCGUUGCCACGGCAGCGUUGCCGUGGCAGCGGCGUUGCCGUGGCAGCGGCGUUGCCACGGCAGCAGCGUUGCCACGGCAGCGUUGCCACGGCAGCGUGGCCACGGCAGCGUGGCGACGGCAGCGGCGACGGCAGCGGCGUUGCCACAGCAGCGAUACCACGGCAGCGGCGUUGCCACAGUAGCGUUGCAGCGGCAGCGUUGCCGCAGCAACGGCAGCGGCGAUGCCACAGCGGCAGAGUUGCCGCUGCAACGGCAGCGUUGCCACAUUAACGGCAGCGGCGUUGCCACGGCAGCGGCGUUGCCACGGCGGCGGCAGCGGUGAUGCUACGGCAGCUAAUCUCACAGUAAACCAUCAGCUUCAUCAGCUGUUGGUCCUUUCACACAUCGGCUCCUCGUUUCCCUGAAAACACAAAAGUUUUAAUGAUCCACGGACGCGGCGUCUUUCCUCCGCUUCACCAGAAUCCGUGACGCCAUUGCAGAAAUCACGACCUCUCUUCCCGCUCUGGGCCGCUCGUCCUCGGCCGGAGGAGAGCGUUUCCAUUCCUGGUUUUUAAUCCACCGAGGUGAAAAUGUCCCGCCGGGGUCGACGAGGAAAGAUAGAGACAAGUGGAGGACAUUUAUUUAAAUCCUUAUUUAAUCUGCUGGCAGCGCUUUGGUGUUUAAGUAUUCCUCUUUUGUGUUUCCAUCCGAGCCACUGGUGUGUUUUUAUCUGAUUUCUGUGGGAGAUUCCUGCUCGUAUUUUUGUUUCUUCUGUAAAAGCUGACGUGUUGUUGGUGCGUUUGGUUAAAAACGUGUUUUUCUGGGACACGAGUGCAGAAUCACGCAGAUCAUAGGAAGUUUAGUCUGUGAUGGAGCUUGUUUCCUAGAAUGUAUUAAACUGAAGUUUAUUUGUACGUCAACUUAAAAAAGCCAAGUUUUAAAGUUAUAUUGAAUAUAAUGUAGUAAUUUAAGUAUGUGAAGUAUAUUUUUUAUUUGCUCUGUUCAAACGUGUGACGGCAGCAUCGACAAUAAAGAGACUAUGAAAACAA
This is a messenger RNA of Cololabis saira (Pacific saury), 3443 nucleotides long. RefSeq names its product CDP-diacylglycerol--inositol 3-phosphatidyltransferase (phosphatidylinositol synthase) (gene cdipt). The coding region runs from base 98 to 736 and encodes 212 amino acids. The transcript has 6 exons. The record is from RefSeq and is a predicted model, not a curated record. Gene Ontology annotation, cellular component: Golgi apparatus; membrane. Lineage: Eukaryota; Metazoa; Chordata; Actinopteri; Beloniformes; Belonidae. Gene Ontology annotation, molecular function: CDP-diacylglycerol-inositol 3-phosphatidyltransferase activity. Gene Ontology annotation, biological process: phosphatidylinositol biosynthetic process.